Messenger RNA from Fundulus heteroclitus (mummichog), 2133 nucleotides. RefSeq names its product La ribonucleoprotein 7, transcriptional regulator (gene larp7). Gene Ontology annotation, cellular component: nucleus. Bases 150 to 1832 code for a protein of 560 amino acids. The record is from RefSeq and is a predicted model, not a curated record. The transcript has 13 exons. Lineage: Eukaryota; Metazoa; Chordata; Actinopteri; Cyprinodontiformes; Fundulidae. Gene Ontology annotation, molecular function: mRNA binding. Gene Ontology annotation, biological process: RNA processing.
CCGAGCUCGUCCUCCUGACGAAAUAACUGUGCGCCAUGUCCGAACGCUCUGCUUCUGUUGUGCUAAGGGAGCUAGCUGCGAUUUAAACACAUUUCUGGCGUUUGUAACAUCGGCCUGGCCUAAAAACGCUCUCAAACCAGCGCUGCAGGAUGGGCACGGAGCAGGAAGCUGGGGGCGAUGGAGCAUCGAAACCCAGCGACAGGAACAAGGAGACAGAAAAGAAGAAGAGGUCCCGCGUCAAACAGCUGCUCGGCGACAUCAGGAGGCAGGUGGAGUUCUGGUUCGGAGACGUCAACCUGCACAAGGACCGCUUCCUGAAAAAGCUCAUCGACGAGUCCUCCGACAGCGGCUAUGUCGACAUAUCGGUGCUGACGGGCUUCAGCCGCAUGAAGAAGCUGACGACUGACACCAAGCUGAUCGCCAGAGCCCUGAAGAACUCGUCCGUGGUGCAGGUUGACCUUGAAGGGACUAAGGUGAGGCGCAAGCAUCCGCUCGGAAGCCCGCCGAAUAACGUCGACAGCCGGACAGUCUAUGUGGAACUUUUACCCAAGGACGUGACCCACAGCUGGAUCGAAAGAGUUUUCACAAAAUGCGGGAACGUGGUGUAUAUCAGCAUCCCCAGAUACCGGAGCACCGGAGACUGUAAAGGGUUCGCCUUUGUCGAGUUUGAGGAUGAGGAACAAGCCCAGAAAGCUAUCGAGAUGUUGAACAAUCCUCCCGAAGACGCGCCGAGGAAGCCAGGGAUUUUCCCCAAAACGUUAAACAGGAAGCCCAUCCCUUUUCCCGCGGACAACCCCCAGUCCCGGGAAGAGGAGAAGAAAAAGCGAAAGAAGAAGAAGAAGAAAGAGGUGGCGGCUGCGGCUGUGAAAACGCCGGCAGAAAAGGUCCAGGAGGUGGCGAUGGAGGCAGCGCCGUCGGAGCAGAAGAGGAAGCCUCUGGCGGGAGGCGGCGAUCCAGAGGCCGGCGGCGCGCAGAAGACGGCGGGGAAAUUGUCGGAGAAGAAGCGGCGGCGGUCACAGACUGCAGAGGGAUCAGAGAGCGACGUUCCCUCGAAGAUCCGGAAAACCAGUCAGAGUGAACCUGGGGACGAGGAGAAACAGGAAACGAGCAUGAGUGUGCCCAGUAAAAGUGACCCAGAGGGAAACGCUGAGAAGGGGAAGGAAAACAGAGAUGACUCAACCAUCAAGGCAAAGAGGAAGAGAAAAAAGAAACACAAAGAGAAGCUCAAAAUUGGGGAGGAAGUCAUCCCAUUACGUGUUUUAUCAAAGAAGGAGUGGCUUCAGCUGAAAGAGGAGUACCUGGUCCUGCAGAAGCGCAGCAUGGCGUCCCUGAAGAAGUGCAUCAACAAGAUGAAUCACAAGGAGGACGAUGUUGCUCAACCUGCAAACGUUGAAAUGAGCAACAAAGAGGAAAAAGAGACUAAACAGGGUCCUCAGUUUGUCAGUGGUGUCAUCAUGAAGAUUACAGACAGCAAGCCGUUGCCAGCGCGCAAGAUCAUCAAAGAUGCUCUGUCCAAAGUGUCUCCGGUCGCCUAUGUUGACACCCUGGAUGGAGACGUGGAAGGCCACGUCCGUUUCCACACCCCGGAGGACGCCACAGCCGUCAGCAAGGCUAAAGAGCAGCUGCUGAAAGAACACAGCUGGAAGAUUGAGAUUCUUAAAGGUGACCAUGAACAGCGGUACUGGCAGAAGAUUUUAGUGGACCGCCAGGUCAAGCUGAAUCGUCCCAGGGAGAAGAAGCGAGGCACAGAAAAGCUCAUAUCCAAAGCCGAGAAAAUCAUCAUCGCCCGAGCCAAGGAGGCGCACAAGCACAUCCGGUUUGAGGAAGACUGACUUCCCCGAUGUUUACCGCUCCAACCGAUCCCUAACGGGACGAAUACGUGGCUGAAGUACAAUAGUCCACUUCUGCUCUUUGUGUCAUUUUUGCGGCUGCACUGGAGCCUUUGUCAUGAACCAGGAUGCUGCUAGGGUUAAAGAUGAUCUGAAACUUUUUUUUUUUUUUUUUGUUAUUGUUAUUCCAGUGUUUUUUAAAAUGCAGUCCUGUAUAGGUGUAAAUAUAGUUUUUCAGGAAUUUAUUCCGGUAAAAGAAGUGGUUGGUUCAGCACCUGCUUUUUAAUAAAAUCUCAUUUCAUGA